CAACUGUUUCUUUCUUCUUCCAUUUUCUCUCUCAAUCUCUCUCAAUCUCUCUCAAUCUUCUGGUCUGGUCUCGUCUCUUUGAGAAUUUAGAAUCUGUUUUGGUUUAAUCCGAGGAAAAAACGAGAGAUGGGUUUCAUCUUCUCGACAGAGAAAGUUGUGUAUGUUCUUCUUCUCAUCUUCAUCUGCUUGGAAAAUUUCGGAUCAAAUGCUCAACUUUUGCCAGAUGAUGAAGUUCAAACAUUGCGAACGAUCUUUAGAAAGCUGCAAAACCAAACAGUGAACAUCGAAAGGACUUCUUGUUCGGACGGAAACUGGAACUUCACUGGCAGCUCAGCACCCAACCCACCAAGCAGUAACAUCACCUGCGACUGUACUUUUAACGCCAGCUCAGUCUGUCGUGUCACACGCAUACAGCUUAAAAGUUUCAGCUUGCCCGGCAUUUUCCCGCCUGAGUUCGGAAACCUCACGCGUCUUCAAGAGAUAGACCUUUCGCGGAACUUUCUCAAUGGAACAAUACCUGCGACAUUGUCUCAAAUUCCGCUUGAAAUCUUGUCUGUCACCGGAAACCGUCUCUCUGGACCAUUUCCUCCUCAACUAGGAGAGAUUACUACACUUACUGAUGUGAAUUUGGAAACUAAUUUAUUCACAGGACCACUUCCUUCAAACCUAGGGAACUUAAGAAGCUUGAAAAGAUUGCUUCUUUCUGCAAACAACUUUACGGGUCAAAUCCCUGAGUCCUUAAGCAAUCUCAAGAACUUGACUGAUUUUCGGAUUGAUGGAAACUCUCUCUCUGGGAAGAUACCUGAUUUUUUCGGAAACUGGACUCGGCUCGAUAGGCUACACCUUCAAGGCACAUCAAUGGAAGGUCCAAUUCCAGCUUCAAUAUCAAACUUGAAGAACUUGACUGAAUUGAGGAUAACAGAUUUGCGUGGACAGGCGGCCUCUUCUUUUCCGGACCUGCGAAAUAUAAUGAAUAUGGAACGAUUGGUACUAAGAAAUUGUUUGAUAAGAGGACCUAUCCCGGAAUACAUUGGUUCCAUGAGUAAUCUUAAGACACUAGAUUUAAGCUCAAACAUGCUAAAUGGUACAAUUCCAGACACAUUUCGAAGUCUGACCGCAUUCAAUUUUAUGUUUCUGAAUAAUAACUCAUUGACUGGUACAGUUCCUCAGUUCAUCAUCAACAGUAAAGAAAAUCUUGAUUUAUCUGACAACAAUUUCACUCAGCCACCUACUCUAAGCUGUAAUCAGCUUGAUGUAAACUUGAUCUCCAGCUACCCGUCAGUAACCGAUAACUCUGUUCAAUGGUGCUUGAGAGAGGAUCUUCCAUGUCCAGAAGAUGCUAAACAGUCUUUCCUGUUCAUCAAUUGUGGAGGAAGCAGACUCAAAAUUGAAAAAGACACUUAUACAGAUGACUUGAACAGUAGAGGACAAUCAACAUUUUCUUCUGUCUCUGAAAGAUGGGGAUACAGCAGUUCUGGAGUUUGGCUAGGCGAUGAGAAGGCCGGCUACUUAGCAACAGACGACAGAUUUAACUUGAUCAAUGAAUCAACUCCAGAGUAUUACAAAACAGCCCAUUUCAAGGUUGAUACAGGAAAACCAUUGUCCAAUGGAGCAGUUGCAGGCAUUGUAAUCGCAGCGUGUGCGGUUUUCGGGGUUCUGGUACUUAUAAUCCUCAGGCUUACAGGUUACUUAGGUGGAAAAGAAGUGGAUGAAAAUGAAGAGCUUCGGGGACUUGAUUUGCAGACAGGAUCGUUCACACUAAAACAAAUCAAACCUAAACUCAAUGAUGACGAGAAUACACAUAUCAGCACAAGGAUUGCAGGAACAAUAGGUUACAUGGCUCCUGAGUAUGCAAUGAGAGGUUACCUAACAGACAAAGCAGAUGUUUAUAGCUUCGGUGUUGUCUGUUUAGAGAUUGUUAGCGGAAAGAGCAACACAAAUUACAGACCAAAAGAAGAGUUUGUUUACCUUCUUGAUUGGGCAUAUGUCUUGCAAGAACAAGGGAGUCUUCUAGAACUCGUUGAUCCAGAUCUCGGAAAAAUCAAAGUCCAACCACCAUUGGUGAAACGUGAAGCUGAUCCAAGUGGUUCAGCUGCAAUGAGGUUUAAGGCCUUUGAGCUUUUGUCACAAGACAGCGAGUCACAAGUCUCGACAUUUGCAAGAAGCAGAGAGCAACACAUAAGCUCAUCAUCAAUGGACGGUCCUUGGGUUGAUUCUUCCUUCUCUGAGCCUAGCAAAGAUGUUAGCCUGCAACAGCAAGAAGAAGGACGUUCAUCAUCUUCGUCGAGGAAACUUUUAGAUGAUCUUACCGAUGUGAAGAUUGAGUAAUGAAUUGUAUAUCUUUCAGAUUCUUUUAUUCAAUCUACUUAAACAACAAUAUAUUAAAUAUACCCGC
Arabidopsis arenosa is the source of this 2395-nucleotide messenger RNA. NCBI's taxonomy places the organism in Eukaryota, Viridiplantae, Streptophyta, Magnoliopsida, Brassicales, Brassicaceae. The record is from the annotation of a GenBank genome assembly.